GCAAUACGCCAGCAGCCAUUUUGCAUUUCUCGUACUCUCUCUCUCGCUCGAUCGCUCUCUCCUCUCCCGCGUAGCAUAACCGGAGAGAGAAAGAGAGCGGCUCCGUCAGCGGAGUGUCUGUGUGUUCUAGGAAAACAAGUCCUGCUCAAUGUGUAUCGAGACGCGAGUGUGAAUGCACAUGCUCCGUGCGCUCAGUGCGAUUUUUGGGUAGAGGUUCGAGAAAAGCGGUUCCGUUAAACUGCUGAAGGAGGCUGCUGAAGAACCGAUCUUCGGGCAACUGAUCAACUGAAGGGGCACGAACGAGCGCAAAGAGGGGAGGAAGAUCGCUGAGGUGACGGGGGAGGAUUUUCUUUGUGGUGUGAAGAUAUUGUGCGUGUAGAGCAAUAGCGGAUGUCCUUUGGGUGACGGAAAGGACCGCGCAAAGUAUGUGUGUUGUAGCGAGGUGGUGAUCCAGGUGGAAACGUGAAGAGAGAGAGAGAUGGGUGAGGAAGAUUGGAAGGAAGCAAAUCUAAGCGCGUGAAAGCACAGAGUGUAACACAAAGGAAGUGCAAGGAAGCUGAAUCGAGAGAAUUUGAUAACACAAGAGAGAUCAUCAACUAGUGCUGAUUUUGUAACGCGGUGUGUUACAGUUACGGUUACAACAAUGAGUGCCAAUCGAGAUUUCGAACCGUUCGAGUUCGUGGAUGAGUCGUGGUGACCUCAAGGGUCGAAGAAGAAAGUAGUGAGUGGAUUCGGGGGCAUUGCGCGGUGUUGAAACAAAUGGAAGAAUUAACCCUAGUUUGAAAAGAAGAGUGCUACAAGAAACGAAACGAGCGUAGUGUGUUACACAUACGGUAACGGCUACCGGAAGAAUACACUAGAGUGCGGUGAGCAGAACUGGGAGCUGUCUCACGGAAGAGAGAUUCCCGCUUCACAACAGGACUGGGACAAUGUGGUUGAACGCGACGGCGGUGACCAUCCGGCGCAGGAGGUCGUCCGCCGGAAUGAGCUCGCAACUGUCGAACGUUUGGAUUAAAAUACUUGCGACGGGAUUCCUGCUGGCCGUGCUAGCCGACAGUGCCAACGGUUUUCUGUCCUGUUCGCCAUCACCGUGCAAAAAUGGCGGCACAUGCGUCAACAAACCGAACGGGGGAUCCUACUGCGACUGUACGUCGCGAUAUACCGGUGAAUUUUGUGAGUCCACGAAUCCGUGCUACAACGGGUCGGGUCCGCGGUGCCAGAACGGGGGCACCUGCGAGGUGACGUCCCGGGACGGCGUUCCGUCGUUCGUGUGUCGGUGCGCGAUCGGUUUUACCGCGAGUUUGUGCGAAAUUCCGGUGAAGAACGCGUGCGAUUCGUCUCCGUGCAACAACGGUGGAAGCUGCAAGCUGAAGACCCUGGACGACUACAGCUGCGUGUGCGCGAUCGGCUACUCGGGCAAAUACUGCGACAAGCAGAACCUGUGCGCCUCGUCGCCGUGCCGCAACGGCGGCACUUGCACCAUUUCGGGCGGCCACUUCAAGUGCGUCUGCCCGAAGGGAUUCAAGGGUGCGACCUGCUCCGAGGACAUCGAGGAGUGCAUCAAGAAUCCCUGCCUGAACGGUGGCAAGUGCGUCAACACGCACGGCUCGUACCAAUGCAUGUGUGAUGCCGGAUACACCGGCAAGAACUGCGAAUCGCCCUACAUUCCGUGCGCGCCGUCGCCGUGCCAAAAUGGUGGAACCUGCAAGCAGUCGACCAAGUUCAACUACGAGUGCAAAUGUCCACCCGGUUUCCAAGGCAAAAACUGCGAGGAGAACAUUGACGACUGCCCGGGCAAUAUGUGCCAAAACGGUGGCACCUGUGUCGACGGGGUCAACGCGUAUCACUGCAAGUGCUCGCCGAGCUUUACCGGCGAGUACUGCGAAACGGACGUGGACGAGUGCGUGCAGCAGCCGACGAUCUGCAAGAACGGGGCCACCUGUACCAACACCCACGGCGGCUACAACUGCAUCUGCGUCAACGGCUGGAACGGGCCGGACUGCAGCAACAACAUCGACGACUGCGUGGACGCGGCCUGCUUCAACGGGGCGACCUGCAUCGACGGCGUCGGAAGCUUCUACUGCCGGUGUACGCCCGGCAAGACGGGUCUGCUGUGCCAUCUGGACGACGCCUGCACCUCGAACCCGUGCCAUGCGGACGCCAUCUGCGACACCAGCCCGAUCAACGGGUCGUUUACGUGCUCGUGCGCGAUGGGCUACAAGGGCAUCGACUGCUCCGAGGACAUUGACGAGUGCGAUCAAGGAUCCCCCUGCGAACACAACGGCAUCUGCGUCAACACGCCCGGAUCGUUCGCCUGCAACUGCACCCAGGGCUUUACCGGACCGCGCUGCGAGACCAACGUCAACGAGUGCGAGUCGCACCCGUGCCAGAACGAGGGCAGCUGCCUGGACGACCCGGGCACCUUUCGCUGCGUGUGCAUGCCAGGUUUCACCGGCACGCAGUGCGAGAUUGACGUGGACGAGUGCGCCACGAACCCGUGCCUGAACGGGGGCAUCUGCCGCGAUCUGAUCAACUCGUUCAAGUGCACGUGCGCGAUCGGCUUCACCGGGAUGCGCUGCCAGAUCAACAUCGACGACUGUCUGUCGCAACCGUGUCGGAACGGCGGCAUCUGCCACGACUCGAUCGCGGGCUACACGUGCGAGUGCCCGCCCGGCUAUACGGGAAUGUCGUGCGAGACGAACAUCAACGACUGUCAGUCGAACCCCUGUCACCGGGGGAUCUGCGUCGACGGGGACAACUCGUUCAGCUGUCAGUGCAAUCCGGGUUAUACCGGGUACCUGUGCCAGAUCCAGAUCAACGAGUGCGAAUCGAACCCGUGCCAGUUUGGCGGCCAUUGUGAGGAUCUGGUGGGGGGUUACAUCUGCCGGUGCCAGCCGGGAACUUCGGGGCCGAACUGCGAGGUCAACGUCAACGAGUGCCACAGCAAUCCGUGCCGGCACGGUGCCAAGUGCAUCGACGGUAUCAACCGGUACACGUGCCAGUGUGUGCCCGGGUUCACCGGAGUUCACUGCGAGACGAACAUCAACGAGUGCGCGUCGGAUCCUUGCGCGAACGGUGGAGUUUGUAUGGAUUUGGUUAACGGGUUCCGGUGCGAGUGUCCCCGGGGGUACUUUGACGCGCGUUGUUUGAGCGACGUCGACGAGUGUGCGUCGAACCCGUGCAUCAACGGAGGUCGCUGCGAGGAUGGGGUGAACCAGUUCAUCUGCCACUGCCCGCCCGGGUACGGAGGUCGUCGCUGCGAGACGGACAUUGACGAGUGCGGAUCGAACCCGUGCCAGCACGGCGGGAUUUGUCGCGACGGAUUGAACUCGUACACGUGCCAGUGCAUGCCGGGCUAUUCGGGACGCAACUGCGACGUUAACAUUGACGACUGCGUGAACAACCCGUGUCGGAACGGGGGGUCGUGCAUCGACCUGGUCAACGGGUACAAGUGCGUGUGUCGGGUGCCGUUCACCGGACGGGACUGCGAAUCGAAGAUGGACCCGUGCCUGCCGAACCGCUGUCGGAACGGAGCCAAGUGUUCGCCGUCGCCGAAUUACAUGGACUUUUCGUGCAGCUGCACGCUCGGCUACACCGGACGACUCUGCGACGAGGACAUCAACGAGUGUGCGCUGUCUUCGCCGUGUCGGAAUGGGGCGACCUGUCGCAACACCAACGGUUCGUAUCAAUGCCUGUGUGCGAAGGGUUACGAGGGACGGGACUGCACCGUCAACACCGAUGACUGUGCGUCGUUCCCGUGUCAGAAUGGCGGGACGUGCUUGGAUGGAAUCGGCGAUUACACGUGUUUGUGCGUGGAUGGUUUCGAGGGGAAACACUGCGAGGUGGACGUCAACGAGUGUCUGUCGAUGCCGUGCCAGAACGGGGCGACCUGCACGCAGUACGUGAACUCGUACACGUGCACGUGUCCGCUCGGGUUCUCCGGGAUGAACUGUCAGACCAACGACGAGGAUUGUACGGAGAGUUCGUGCAUGAACGGGGGGACGUGCAUCGACGGGAUCAACAGCUACAACUGCUCGUGCCAGGUUGGGUUUACGGGGUCCAACUGUCAGUACAAGAUCAACAAGUGCGACUCGCAACCGUGCCGGAAUGGGGCGACCUGCUACGACUACGAUAAUGACUACACGUGCCACUGCUCGUACGGUUACACGGGGAAGCAGUGCAUGGACUACGUCGACUGGUGCUCGCAGAGUCCGUGCGAGAAUGGAGCGACCUGCGUUCAGCGCGAGAACGUGUACCAGUGCGUGUGUGCUCCGGGUUGGACGGGGAAGCUGUGUGACGUUGAGAUGGUAUCCUGCAAGGACGCUGCCGCCCGGAAGAGCGUCGACGUGAAGCAGCUGUGCCACGAGGGAAGCUGCGAAGACUUUGGCAACUCGCACCGCUGUCACUGCCAGCAGGGCUACACCGGAUCGUACUGCCAGAAGGAGAUCAACGAGUGCGAGAGUCAACCCUGUCGGAACGGGGGGCACUGCAAGGACCUGAUCGGGGCGUACAAGUGCAUCUGCAAGAAGGGCUUCCAGGGCCAGAACUGCGAGUUGAACAUUGACGAGUGCAAGCCGAAUCCGUGUCGUAAUGGGGGAAUCUGCCACGAUCUGAUCAACGACUACAAGUGCUCGUGCCCGCCGGGAACGCUCGGUGUGCUGUGCGAGAUCAACACGGACGACUGUGUGCCGGGGGCGUGUCACAACAACGGGAGCUGCAUCGAUAAGGUGGGUGGAUUUGAGUGCAGGUGUCCGCCUGGAUUUGUGGGAUCGCGCUGCGAGGGAGACAUCAACGAGUGCUUGUCUAACCCUUGCUCGAAUCCGGGUACGCUGGACUGCGUCCAGCUGGUGAACGACUACCACUGUAACUGCAAGCCUGGCCACAUGGGACGACACUGCGAGAUUAAGGUUGAUUUCUGUGCGAACUCGCCGUGCUUGAACGGUGGGUUGUGCUCGACGCGUCAGUCCGGUCAUCACUGCGUGUGCGCAGAUGGGUACUACGGCAAGAAUUGUGAGUUCUCCGGACACGAUUGCGACUCGAACCCGUGCAUCAAUGGGUUGUGCCAGAUUGCGGACGACGGCGGGUAUCGCUGCGAGUGCCCGUUGGGAACGAGUGGAAUCAACUGCGAGAUUGACAUUCUGGACGAGUGCGGGUCGAGUCCGUGCGAUCGGGGAGCGGCCUGUCAGAACAAGCUGGGGGAUUUCGAGUGCUUCUGUCCGCCCAAGUGGGCAGGGAAGACGUGCAAUCUGUACGACCCGAUGUACAAGGGCUGGUUCGAGAGUGCGAGCAAGAAGAAGGUCGGCAUUUUGAACACGUACGCGAUUGAUCUGGAGUACCAGCGGGCGCAGUGCAUCAAGAAGGGCUGCCGGGAGAAGCAGGGCAACCACCGGUGUGACGAGGAGUGCAACACGUACGCGUGCGACUUUGACGGGAACGACUGCUCGCUGGGGAUCAACCCGUGGCUGAACUGCACCGCCAGCAUCAACUGCUGGGAGGUGUUUAUGGACGGGUUCUGCAACGAGGAGUGCAACAACGCGCAGUGUCUGUUUGACGGGCGGGACUGCGAGAAGAAGCUGCAGCCGUGCAAUCCGGUGUACGACGCGUACUGUCAGAAGCACUACGCGAACGGGUUCUGCGACUACGGAUGUAACAACGCCGAGUGUAACUGGGACGGGUUGGACUGUGAGAACGAGAAGGAACCGGCGCAGCUUGCGGAGGGCGCGAUUUCGAUCAUCCUGCUGAUGGAUUUGGAGACGUUCAAGAAGACGUCGGUGCAGUUUUUGCGAGACUUGGGACAUCAGCUGCGGACGACGGUGCGGAUUAAGAAGAACAGCGCCGGCAUGGAAAUGAUCUACCCGUGGAAGGGGAAUAGUGCGCUGCCGGGACUGGCCGAGAGCGAGUUUGGACGGAAGCAUCACGUGGUUUAUACGGAGGCGCGUCAAACGGGCAUUCAGGUGUUUUUGGAGCUGGACAACCGCAAGUGCAUUGGACGGACCGGGGCGGAGUGCUUUGGCAGUGCGAACGAAGCGGCGGAGUUCUUGGCAGCGACGGCGUCCAAGCACUCGCUGCUGAAGAACUUCCCGAUCUACCAGGUCAAGGGUGUGAACCCGGAUGACGAUGGGUUGCCGGAACCGACGAAUGGAAGCUACGUGAUUCUUGGGGUGUUUAUCGGACUGUUGCUGUUUGCGAUGUGCGGAGUGUUGGUUGCGAACAGGAAGCGUGCCCACGGCAUAACUUGGUUCCCGGAGGGCUUCCUGACGGCGAACACGAACGUACGCAGACCUUCGCGGCGUCGUCCGGACGGGCAGGAGAUGCGCAACCUGAACAAGAACCCGUCGAUGGUGGACAUGUCCAACGGGCACAUGGGCCAUGCCCAGCAGUGGUGCAACAGCGACGACGAGUCGGAGAUGCCACAGCCGAAGCGAAUCCGCGGCAUUGAUCAGGGCUAUUCGAGUGACCACACGGCCAUUACGGACUACGAGGAGACGGAACCGCGGGUUUGGUCGCAGCAGCACUUUGAAGCGGCCGACAUUCGGGACCAUCCGGCGAUGAUGACGCCGCCGACGCACCACGACGGAGGUCACAACGAGGUGGACGUGCGUGGGCCUUGCGGCAUGACUCCGCUGAUGGUGGCGGCGGUUCGCGGAGGUGGAAUGGACUCGGGAGAGGACGUUGAUUCGACGGACGACACGACGGCGCAGAUUAUUUCGGAACUGGUCGCGCAGGGCGCCGAGUUGAACGCCACCAUGGACAAGACGGGCGAGACUUCGUUGCAUUUGGCGGCGAGAUACGCACGAGCUGAUGCUGCGAAGAGGUUGCUGGACGCUGGAGCCGAUGCUAACAGUCAGGACAACACUGGAAGAACUCCGCUGCACGCGGCUGUGGCCGCCGACGCCAUGGGCGUGUUCCAGAUCUUGCUGAGGAACCGAGCGACCAACUUGAACGCCCGCAUGCACGACGGAACUACGCCGUUGAUCCUCGCUGCCCGACUCGCGAUCGAAGGAAUGGUUGAAGAUCUGAUCACGGCCGACGCCGACAUCAACGCGUCGGACAACAGCGCCAAGACGGCGCUUCACUGGGCCGCCGCCGUCAACAACGUGGACGCGGUGAACAUCCUGCUCACGCACGGUGCCAACCGCGACGCUCAGGACGAAAAGGACGAAACGCCACUCUUCUUGGCGGCCCGCGAAGGCAGCUUCGAGGCGUGCAAAGCCCUGCUGGACAACUUUGCCAACCGAGACAUCACCGACCACAUGGACCGGUUACCGCGGGACGUCGCCAGCGAGCGGAUACACACGGACAUUGUGCGGCUGCUGGACGAGCACGUGCCGCGCAGCCCCCAGAUGGUCACGACCAUCCCGAACACGAUCAUGUCUCCGACGUCGCACCCGCACAUGAUCACCCACCCGACGAUCAUCGCGGCGACCAAGGUCAACAAGCAGAAGAAGCGCGCCAAGGUGAACGGCGGCAUGGUCGUCCCGCAAAACCCAAACAGCCCGGAGAACGUCACGGACGGCAGCAUCCGGCGAAAGGCCGUGGCUAAGAAGCCGGGCGCCAAGAAGAACAACAACAACGCGAUGGCCGGCGACAUCCAGAUGACGGACGAUGGGCUGAGCUCGGUGGAAUCGCCCCUGGCGAACAUCCCCAGCCCGUACGACACGGUGUCGCUGUACUCGAACGCGAUGGCCGUGCACCAGAUCGACCCGAUGACCGGCAACAAGAAGCCACCGAGCUACGAGGACUGCAUCAAGAGCGCCCAAUCGAUGCAAUCGCUGCACAACAUCAACCUGGACAACUACGGCUACUCGAUGGGUGGCGGCCAGGGCCAGGGCCAGGGCAACACGCCCUUCCAGGACCUGAUGAUGAACCAGCGGAGCAACGGCGGCAACGGCAUGAUGAUGCACGCGAUGCACGUGAUGGGCGAGAGUGGCCUCAGCCCGCCGUACUCGAACCAGUCGCCGCCGCACUCGGUCCAGAGCAACCUGGCGCUGUCCCCGCAGGGCUAUAUCGGUUCUCCCUCUCCCGCCAAGACCCGUCCGAGUCUGCCGACGUCGCCGACGCACAUCCAGGCGAUGCGGCACGCGCAGCAGCAAAAGCACGGCGUCCAAAUGAUCUCCAGCAACGGAAGUAUGCAGCAGCAGCAGCAACAGCAACAGCAACAGCAAAGCAGUAUAGGCUGUGGGCAGCAGCAGGGCAGUAGUAGUAGCAACAGCAACAACAACUCAAACAGUGCAAUGUUGGCCAGUUUGCAGAUGAACUUUGUCAACGGCUCCAGCGGGCUGGAACUGGCCGGGUUCUGCAGUCCUACGGGUCAAGGAUCUCAAGCGUCGACGUCGCAGAACACGACCGCCACCACCAUCUCGUCGCCGUCGAGCUCGACCAUGUCGCACCUGUCGCCGAUGUCGUCGGCGUCGGCCCACUGCCAGCAGUCGACGCUCAACAGCCAGCAGUCGUCGUUCUACCAGUAUCUGACGCCACCGAGCCAGCACAGCGGGGGCGUGACGCCGCAGCAUCUGGUCCAGACGCUGGACAGCUACCCGACGCCAUCGCCGGAAUCGCCCGGCCACUGGUCAAGUUCCUCGCCCCACUCGACCUCGGACUGGUCCGAGGGCGUCCAGUCGCCGGCCGCGGCCAACAUGAACGUGUACGUGACGAGCGCCCCGGCGGGAGGCGGCGGCGCCGGCGGACACCAGGCCAACAAGGGAUCCGAAGCGAUCUACAUCUAAGGUAUGAGAAAGGAGACAAGUGCCUCGUCCCCCCCUCCCCUCCACUUUGGCGCGACGUCGCCAGAGCGUGAUGAUAGUGAUAAUUUAUUCGAUAAUUUAACUAAUUUUAAACGAAUUUGUUGUAAAAGACUUCCUCUCUACGAAACGUGCUAAGAUUUAUCAGCGAUUUUUUUAUGUGUGUGCGAGCCGAACGAAUGAAUGCGUGAAUGGGUGCAAACAUUCUCGGGAGAAACGGAACGGGAAUUUCCUUGCGUUAAGACAAGCUACUUUUAAAGGGAAAACAACAAUGUUUUUUUAAAGGCACAAAAAAAGACAACAAUUAGACAAACGAAAAAAGACAAACAGAAUGUACAAUAUACUUAUAAAUAUAUUUUACUUUUGAACUAUUUUAAAGCAAAUUUUAACACGCGUACAUGUUUUAAUUUGACAAACAUAAAUAAAGAGAAAAGUGCUUCCAGGAGAAAGAAAGGAACACGCAGCAAGAUUCCACAGAAAAAAAACGUUUUCCUUUUUAUUUGUUGUAUAAAGUAAAAAAAUAAAUGUGGACAAGCAACACUCAAAAAAUAUGGUCUGAUUAUAAGUUAGUAUUUUUUAACUGUUCCACUCAAAUGCGUCGUGCUACAACUAGCGAGUAAACGAGAACUUAAUACAAACGGAGAGGCGCGUGACGCGCACAACCUUUUUAAACACUAAAUCGGAGGGUUAGGAAAGCCCAAAUCCCCAAUUUGUAGAUGUUGUACAUAGUCAGAAUAAAGUAAAAAAUCUAUUGAAAUUAUUGUAAUAUUUUAUUGAGAAUUUUUUAAGUGCGAAUAAAAGCGACAAUUAGAGCGAGCCGCUUCGCGGCCCGCCAUUUUACACCUAGCAACUAGUGUAGAAAAUAAAAAUCUCUUUUUUACUCUCUGAAACGCAGAAAUCAAGACAAAAAAAAACAAAAUCUCUCUAGAGCGAUACAACAAUUUUUAAAAGUUUCUUGUUAAAAGGUUAGUUUAUGUUUAGAAUGCCGAACAAAAAAGUGAAUCUCAACGCAAAAGCUGCAAACACCAGUGACGACAAUCCAGAACGAAUCGCGCACCCUCGAUAUGCAAUAAUUUGAAACUAAUCAUUACAGCCAAUUUCUCUCUCUAUAUCAUCAAAAGUUUAAUUAAAUCUCAGUAUACUCCUCUACUCAUGACUAGAAAGAGCAUCAGAAGGUAGUCUCUAUUUACGCAGCGAAUGCAAGAUUAUUUUCUAGAGUGGGCUGUUUUAUUUUUUUUUACAAUUCUAUUAGUUCUGUUUAGCGGAAGAAAAUGAAAAUGCUCGAGAUGAGUGUUGAAACAGGAAGCAUAAACACACACACAAACACGCAAACGCAACAGAGAUAUAAUAUAGGCGAUAUUUGUCUGACGAUUUUAUAAAAGAGAUGAAAACAAUAAAAACUGUAUAAAAUUUUAUUUCAUAAAA
Culex pipiens pallens (northern house mosquito) is the source of this 10166-nucleotide messenger RNA. RefSeq names its product neurogenic locus Notch protein (gene N). Gene Ontology annotation, biological process: cell differentiation; heterophilic cell-cell adhesion; multicellular organism development. The transcript has 11 exons. The record is from RefSeq and is a predicted model, not a curated record. Gene Ontology annotation, molecular function: calcium ion binding; protein binding. NCBI's taxonomy places the organism in Eukaryota, Metazoa, Arthropoda, Insecta, Diptera, Culicidae. The coding region runs from base 930 to 8726 and encodes 2598 amino acids. Gene Ontology annotation, cellular component: plasma membrane; protein-containing complex.